AUCCUUUUAGAUAUCACGUUUGCUUGAUUCUUAAAAAAAAAAAAAAUUUAAUUUAAAUUUAUUAAAAUAAUUUCCUUUAUUCAUUCCUUUCUUUUCUCUGGUAAUUAUUGUAAUCUUUUCUUUCCUUUUUUCGCGUAGCCCUUGGGUUUUUGCUCUCCCUUCAGUUCGCGUGCACAUUGUCUACUUGUACCUCUGUGUAGCUAAUUGCAGCAGCCAAGUAAAGGACAGAAGGUAUAAGAAUAUGUUUUCUGGGAACUCUGGACGCAUUGCAUCCGAACUCGCUUCCUCAAAGGUUGAUGCUGCUGCCUUUUCUCUUUCGUUUUGGAUCUCGAUAGAUUGACGAUGGUAGGAGCCUCGUUCAACAAAUUUAUGCUUUGUAACCAGAAAAAGGUGAAAAAAAAAUUGAAGCAUAAUGACCAAAAAAGGGUAGGUGAACUAUUGCAGCUUACAUCUUUUCCAGAACCACUGCCCCGAUUGGAUUGUGUGGUAAAAUCCCCAAUGGUGAUGCCUGCGGUUCUAAGAGUGAUUUGUUUAUAUAACGAGCCAAAUCUGUCUCACCCAUGGAUGGUCAAACAGCGCCGGCGAGUAAGUAGUGGUGUCGUUAUUGAAGGGCGAAAGGUUUUGACAAGUGCUGAUGCUGUUAAGAACCAAAUCAGUGUCAUACUCGAGAAACAUAGCAUUGGUGGAAGGUAUUCUGCAACAGUUCUGGCAAUUGGAACUGAGUGCAAUGCUGCAUUGCUGACUGUCAGUGAUGAUGAAUUCUGGGAAGGAGUUAAACCUGUAAACUUUGGAGAUUUGCCUUCUCUUGGGGACAGAGUAAUUGUUGCAGACUGCGCGAGAGGCCUUAGUGUGGCACGUGGAUCUGUAUCACACAUUGUUGAGCUACCUUAUCCUAAAGGCUUACUCAUGGGACUGCAUGUGCAGGUAAGAAUACCUAUAAGCAGAGGAAGUAGUGCUAGCCCUGUUUUCGAUGACAAGGACAGGUGCAUUGGUAUCGCAUUUCAGUCCAAGAAUGGUGUUACUGUCAUUCCAACGCCAAUUCUUCGACACUUCUUCUGUGAUUAUGAGCGUAAUGGAGCAUAUACAGGUUUCCCCGUGAUUUCGCUUGAAUGGAUGAAGUCAAGUGAAGAUCUACGCAUUAUGAUGGGGAUGAGACACGGCCAGCAGGGGGUACUUAUUACGAGGAUUGAGCCCACAGCUCCUCCAGAAUAUCAGGUUUUGAAGCUGCAUGAUGUUAUCCUAAGCUUUGCGGGCAUUGACGUUGCUAAUGACGGAACAGUACCAUUUGGGGACGCAGGAGGGCGCAUCGAUCUCAGAUGCCUUAUUUCUUCUGAAUAUUAUGUUGGCGAAUGUGCAUUGCUUAAAAUUCUUCACAACUUUCAAGUAGAAGAGGUCACCAUUAAACUCACGACUUGUAACCCACCCCUUCCUGCUGAUGCGGGCAGACCUUCAUAUUAUAUCAUUGGGGGACUUGUGUUCACGUCAGCGGGUGAACCAUUUCAUAAUGGCUCAGAGUGUGGAGAGGACCCUGAAUAUGUGGAUUGGCUCAAGCGAAUUCCUUCUAAUCAGUUUGUCGUGUUAUCUAAUGUGCUUUCUGCCGAGGUAAAUUUUUUAUAUGAAGACAUUGGAGACAUAAAAUGCGACAAGGUGUUGGCUUUCAAUGGGAAGCCUGUGGAGAAUCUGAAGCACUUGGCCAACAUGGUCGAAAGCUGUGAUGAGAAAUUUUUUAAGUUUAUGCUCGAAGGAAACAAGAAGGUGGUUUUAGAAGCCAGGGCUGCCAGAAAUUCGACUCCAGACAUUCUUAGAAAAUACAAUGUUUCUUCGGCUAUGUCUUCUGAUCUGUCUGCUAAUUAGAUAGGCUCAGAAAUCCAAGACUGAAUGUCUUAAAUUUACAUGUUGGCUGUGGGGGUGCAUGUGUGCCCGGUGGUGAAUUAUUAGGUGCUCUAAAACCCGGGCACCAGCAUCAUGGACUAAAAAAAAUAGAGACUGAUUUAUAGUACUAUUUAAUGUGUUGAAGUUGACUUCUUGUUCAAAAGAGUUUAGGAUGAUUUAUGUAAAUUCAUCUUUUUUCAAUCACAUCCAGUUUUUUAUUAUUUUGUGGUUAAUAA
Cornus florida is the source of this 2108-nucleotide messenger RNA. RefSeq names its product protease Do-like 9. The record is from RefSeq and is a predicted model, not a curated record. The transcript has 10 exons. The coding region runs from base 343 to 1854 and encodes 503 amino acids. NCBI's taxonomy places the organism in Eukaryota, Viridiplantae, Streptophyta, Magnoliopsida, Cornales, Cornaceae. Gene Ontology annotation, molecular function: serine-type endopeptidase activity; protein binding. Gene Ontology annotation, biological process: proteolysis.